AUGAAAGAUAAUGAACUACCUCCAGUUUGUGCUUAUUUGGGAAUCAUGAUCUACUGUCAUGACUGUAAGACUAGAAAACGUGAUCUAGUAGAUACUUUCUUCAAACUUAGACUGUCUGUCAUCUACAACCAAGUGUUAGAAAUUUCUACUUCCAUGGCCAAUGAUGCUUGUCGUCGUUAUGUCCAAGAAGGUAUUGUUUGCCCUACCAAUCUACAACGAAAUGCGUUUACCUCAUCUGCUGUAGACAACAUUGGUCACAAUCCAAGCAGUAUCUCGUUAAAAGACAUUCCAUGGUACAGAUACUCUUCAUUCCUUUGUCAUCUAGAUGGCCCUGCAGUUGUUGAUAUUUCACCUCAAAAACAGUUUCACAGAGUAAACGAAACUGAAAGCGUGACAAAUAUAACAUGCACAGCAGAUUGUAACCCCAGAUGUAUAUUGACAUGGACAGGACCUAAUUUGCCUGACAAACUUUCUGGUAUUGCUUCAUCUAUGCUGAAUAUUCCCAAAAUUGCCAGGAACCAAUCAGGAACGUACAAAUGUAAUGCUUCGAAUACUGUUGGUAGCAAGAUUUCAUUACAUAUAAAUAUUAUUGUAAACUUCCUACCAGCAGUGAAUACUAUUUUUGGAAACAGAUCAUUUCAUGAAAACGACACUGCUGUAUUUUCAUGCAAUGUGGAGAGUGUACCAUCUUCGAACAUAACAUGGUUAUUUGCGGAACAGAUCCUUGGAAAAACUCACAUAAAUUUUAUUCACGAUAUACGGGAACAAAACAUCAAUGUCCAAGUUAGUACACUGACUAUCAGACCAGUUGGAUGCUUAUCAAUGGGAAAAUAUACCUGUGCUGCUAACAACAUUAUCGGUGAAGAUACGAAAAAAAUUGACAUCGACGUAAGAUGUUCUCCAAGAGUAAAUUCAAUAGAGUAUAAUGUUACAAAAUUGAUUGCAGUCAAAGACCAAGAGCCUUUAAAUAUAACGGUCCCAAUUAUUGCAUACCCUGCACCUUAUAUUUAUUGGACUUUAAUAAAUAAUAAAACGUCUGUUAAUGUAACACUACAAACUUCAAACAGUGUUAUCAACAAUAGAGUAUUUUCUAGUCUGUAUCUAGAAAAUGUAAUCGAGAAAGAUUUUGGUCAUUAUUACAUUCAUGCCGGCAAUGGAAUGGGUAGUAGAGAAGAUUAUAUAUAUUCCGUCGAAGUAAUUCCUAAAAGGGAGCCCAUGUCACCCUUUUUAUAUAUCGUUUGCAAGUCCACAACAGCCACAAUAAUAUGGAAACCUGGGUUCAAUGGAGACAGUGCUGACAGAUUUUAUGUAAUGUAUUCCGAAAAAGGACAGAAAGUUAUAACAAAACAGGUAGAUCUAAAUGAAUGGGAAGAAUCCUCAGUAUCUACAGUAACUGAAUUAAAACCAGCUAUGGAAUACACCUUCGCUAUAGUUGCUGAAAAUCAGUUUGGACAGUCCAGCUCUCGCACAGAAUUAUGCAUAACUGAUGCUGCAUGUCAACAGGAAAAUGUGAGUGAAUUUAAAAAUAAUGAAAAUACCACCAUGCUCGGUGCAGGCAUUGGGACUUUAGUAGUUGCUUUACUGAUACUAGCUGCAGCAACAGUUUUUGUCAUUCGCAAAAGUAAGUAA
Messenger RNA from Mytilus trossulus (common blue mussel), 1629 nucleotides. RefSeq names its product hemicentin-1-like. Lineage: Eukaryota; Metazoa; Mollusca; Bivalvia; Mytilida; Mytilidae. The transcript is spliced from 6 exons. Gene Ontology annotation, molecular function: protein binding. The record is from RefSeq and is a predicted model, not a curated record. Bases 1 to 1629 code for a protein of 542 amino acids.